This is a messenger RNA of Porites evermanni, 5387 nucleotides long. Lineage: Eukaryota; Metazoa; Cnidaria; Anthozoa; Scleractinia; Poritidae. The record is from the annotation of a GenBank genome assembly.
AUGGCGUCCGAAGUUAGUGGAUUUCGCACAAUCUGCGUAAAAUUUAACGAGAAAUGUAGCUCUUACCACUUUUUGUUUUGUAAAAGACAUUCCACACGAGAUGAAGAUGCAAAAAAGCCACCAGAUAAGACGCUUUUUGUCGUAAAUAUCCCACCAUAUUGCACAAAAGUAAGUGCCUUUGGAACACGUUUUGUACACUCAAAUUGUGUCUAAUCUCGCUACUUGCUAUAAUUUUAUUGUAAUUCUAUCUUGCGGUACUCUUACUAUGAUUUUGCCUUUCAUAAAUUUUCUUAGGGAGCCUUAAAGCGCUUAUUUAGCUGUUGUGGUGCAAUAAAAGAUGUUUAUCUUGUGAAGCAACCUGGGUCGGAAGAAAAGGAGACAACAAGUUUAGUCAUUCCCUCUCAAAAAGUCAAGGUAGAUUUACAAAGUUUCCCAUAUGCUUAGUUUUAUGAAAGUCUCUUUCACCAAACAUAUGUAUCUCCCAUACACAACAACAGUAAGCAAGGCCACGUUCUAGCAGAGCCCCGUGCAUGGCCCGUAGCGCCUAACUUUUGUUCCCAGGCGACUAGAAAAUCUUAGCUUUUUCAUAGAAGUCAAAUGCUGGGCACACUAGACUUCACAAGUUCAGAGCACUGGGCUCCCUUCAAUUUUUCUUAUAGCAAAGCCUUGAGUAAGUUUUCAUGCACCCCGCGAGCGCACAGAGCCUCCUUUUGCCUUCUUCUUGAUUGAGGUGGGAAAAGGAUGCCCUGCUUAUAAAUAGCGUUAAGUUAGCAGUUAAGUAUUUUGAAGCUGCAACAGUGCAAACUUCUGGACUAGUUAAUAUUGUUUACUUUUCAAACACAGUUGUGAACGCAAUUAAUGCAAUUGUGUAAGAAGCCUGAAAAAAAAAUUCAGGACUUCAAUGGGAUUUGAACCCGUGACCUUGCGAUACCAGUGCAAUGCUCUAACCAACUGAGCUAUGAAGUCACUGAUGUUGGGAGCUGGUCAAUUAUGUGUUUGUUUAGAGAAUCACACUGGUAUCGCGAGGUCACGGGUUCAAAUCCCAUUGAAGUCCUGAAUUUUUUUUUCAGGCUUCUUACUCAAUUGUGUAAAUCAUGUUCACAACUGCGAGGAUCUUUCUUCAUUUGAUUUCAUUUUGGCAGUUCUUAUAUGAUUUAAACUCAUCACCAAUUGAUGAGCUUGGGUGUUGGUGCCUACAAAGUUGGUGGAGUGGCGCAAUGCUCUAGCAUGAGGAGGAGGUAUCCAUGGCAACCCUGCGAGCGACCCCCACCAGGCACCGUCACACUGAACAAUUCAGUGGAAUACUUACCGACCCAAUACUUACCUAGCCCAUACCAAGAGGGAGGGACGGAUGGGAAAAACCAAAGUACAAACUGGCACGCAAACAGCAAGCUAUUGCAACAACACUUUGCGAAGAACUGCAAGCAAGCAACUGUGUAUAUUAGUCACGAGGUGCCCCUGCUAGAGGCAUCAGGCCACCCCCUACUAUAGCUGGGGAAACAGCUGACCAGCAUUGCUUCGAGGUUAACUUUGCCUAAAUUACAUUUAGCCACAUUUAUUUCAUAUACAUCUAUCACAUUGUUUACUUUUGUCAAAUGUUAUUGGAGUGCAAGCUUCCAUUUAUUGAUAUAAAACCAAUGAUCAUAUUUGAGGCCGCUGUACCAGGUGCACAGCUGUUAGGCCUGGAUUCAAAACUGUAUCCAUGCACUUAACAGCAUGCAUGUAUGUACAAGCUCUGCUUGAUGCUUACUGAAAACUGGAUUGACUUAACAAUUGACUAACACUGGGAAUAUUUAUGUCAUUUCCUCUUUGUAGGGAUUCAAAGUUGGUUACAUUGUAUUUAAAAAAUCAUCUUCUAUAAAUACAGCGCUAGCUCUGGACAGCUCUACAAUAAGAGUUUUAUCAACAACAAACCAACCUGUCAUUACAGGGAUGAAAAGUAAGUUUUCAAGAAGUAUUAAAGUGUGGCAUUUAUAGCUAGCUUAAGUGUUUUCAAAAAGGCACCGCGUUUGGCAACUUUCAAUUUUGUUCUGAAAACAUUUUUAAUGCUCUCAUAUGUAGGGAAGGGGUGGGGAUUGGUUGAUCUUUCACUUCAGUAAUUUUGUACUUUGUAAUAUUUAUUGUUAUUGCAUUCUACAUUAGCUUAUGGAUCUGUCGUCUUUGGAGUCUUUACUCUUUUACAGAUUAUCUUUUUUGUAUGGCUUUUUUAAUCAAUAUUUUAAUUUGAAAUUUGUACCAUUAAAUUAUGAAUAAAUACAUACAUAAAUAAAUAAACAUCAUUUUAUUCAGAUGAGCAAUACAGCUGCAGGGUUUGCAAAUUUUGUUGAUCAGUGGAGUCACUGUGACUUCUGUUUCACAAAUUUUGGAGUCAUUUUGGAAUAUUUAGAGUUAAGUACAUCACCACGAAGAAAGCCAUUUUCAAACUUUCCAGCACAUGGUCCUGGCAUGUAUACACUAUCGUGAGGGAUACACGAAGUACCUGUGGCGGCCCGCUGACCUGGAAAGCUCAAAUCUAUGAUGGUGGUCAUCGAGUAAACUUUGAUCGUAAUUUACCCUCUUCCUGUUUCGUCGUGCAGUAUAAUUCUUUAAUUAAGGUUUAUAACGUUUACAAUUAACGUAAAUUGUAUUUGUUGCGAAAAAGGUAAGGACAAAACUGUUUUUGUUACCGAAAAUUUCUGGAGUCGAAGUGGCUCCCUGUUUGUUACCGAAAAUUUCUGGAGUCGAAGUGACUCCCUCCAUAACCUCUGUGGAGUCAUCUGAACAAUUUUGGUGUUGCGAACCCUGCAGCUGUCAUACAGCACACUUUUACAUAAAUAUUUAAUUGACUAUAUGAUAAUGUAUUUGGCAAAUUAUAAUGAUGGUGUGUGUCUGCUUUUCAGAGUGGAUUCAAGAAUACUACCAGCAAUACCCAGAUACUACAAAUUUACAAGCUGAAAUUGAUGAAUUUAUGGCAAAGUUUGAUGAGAACAAAGAACAGGUUUGCAUAAUGCCAGGUGUAAUGCUGACCAGUGACCAGAGUUUUUUGUUGUUUUUUUUUUUUUUUAAAAAGCUUAUGACCUCAAAAUUUUUUAUUUUUUUAAUUGAAAGUACGCAUUACUGUGGGAACCUCUGUUGAAAAAAAUUGUGAUUUGAAUGCAACAUGUUUUUUUUUUAGAAUUUUUUAAAACAAUUUUAUUAAAAUUGUUAUAUAGACUGAAACAAUGUGUCAGGUUCUUCUGCUGUGUAAGAGAGACUACCAAGGAAAACACAAGUUAGUGAUUGCAAAAUAGAGUUGAUGAGAUGUACAAAUAUUAAUGUCUCUUUUUAAAUGUUGCAUGUAUACAGCAUUGAAACUUAGUUCUACAUGGUUAAUGUUGUGUGUGUUGUCUCAGAUGGACAAAGAAGCUGCAGAGGCACUAAACCAACCAGAUGAUGAAGGAUGGGUGACUGUUGGAAGAAGUGGAAGGAACCCAGCAGCACCCAGAUUAGAUCCUGCUGAGUUAGAAGAAAAGCGGAAAAAGAAAAAGAAGGUACUUUAUCAUGUUUAAGUCCUUAGAGUGAUCAAUGGCUAAUUUCUGCUCAAAUGCCACUGCUUAUAGUCACACAAAGAGCUCAUGAGAAUGAGAAAGAUGAUCACUAUCAUAAGAAUAAAUACAUGUAAACACACUUUGUUAUUGAUAUAUAACCCCUGUUAGCUUACAAUUUACAGUUCUCGUCAUAAUUUAUUCGUUCAAGAAUAUACACAAAGUGUGACUAAGUAGAUGUGGGUGUAAAUGUGAUCUUUGGUUUCUUUUUUUUCUUUUUUUUGUAGCGAGCACUGUUAAAUUUCUAUCAAUUUCAACAACGAGAAUCAAGGAGAGAACGUGAGUAUCAGUAUUUGAUUAUUUAGAUAACGGUACUGUACUCGUGUAAGUAACACUACAGCUGUAGCUAGCUUCUGCAAGAUCACGCUCGCCUCUUGUUUUCCGUCACAAAAUUGCUAACCUGUGUAGCAAGCAUUCCCGUGCGGUUUCGGAGCAAAGAACAAGGAACGAGAGUCAAAUAUCGCAUGAAAAAUGGUGCGAGUAAAAGAGCGGGGAGGGGGUGGGGAAGAAUUUGCUAACCUAUCAGAAAGAUUUUUAAUUGAAGAUCGUACAUGUAAAUUAAACCAAAUCUUGGAGUAACGUCAAGAUUGUUUUUAACAGUAAAGGAGUAACACCCAUUAGACCUACUAUUUGAAGUCAUUUAGCACCCAUCGAGAAAAGUGUUGGUGAAAAAUAAUGAAACAUCUAGCCACCUGUGAAUCUUUGCAUGAUCCAACAAACGUUAGCCAACAAUAGUAGGAUCUUGAACCGCACAAUAAACGUUGCGGCAUACAUUCAACAAAUGUUGGCUCGCAAUUUUGGAACGAUUUUCUCACAUACAAAGUUGCCACUCAUUUUGUGUUAAUAGAGAGAUUAAGAUUUACAGCUAUGCCAAACGGCAAACGUCACACUCAAGUUGAGAAUUUCUCAGAAUAGAAAAUAAGCAGAUAAAGACUGUCCAGAACAAUUCUUAUGUAUAAAACUGGCAUGAAACUACUAAUAUUUUUAGUUGAAGUAAUAAACAGUUAACAACAAUUAAGGGAAAAACUUGGCCACAUGGUACAAAUUCACAAUUGCCGUUUGGCAUAAACGUGAAUCUUAAUCUCUCCACUGUAACAUUUAACCGUCCGAGAAGAAAGAAAUUUUGGCCAGCAGCAUCAAAAUGUUUUUGCCCACAUGCAACUUUACCAUCCAAACCUUUUUGUUUUCCCACACAUCCAACAUUGUUAUUCAAAAAGGCUGACCACCAACAUCUGGAACGCCUUGACUCUCGUUUAGUGUGACGAUUAGACACCUCGCCAAUAAUAUUCAGAUUACUGGAACGUUUACCCACAAAUUCAACCUCAUAAUCGACCAAGUAUCGGCUGGGCCAACUGUCUUGGGACAUUUAGCCACAUGUUUAUCAGUGCAAUCCAAUGAAUGGUGGCCAACAAUGUUGGAAUACAUGGGCUAACAAUGUUGGAAUGCAUGGGCCAACAAUGUUGGAAAGCAUGCUAUUAAACUUAUCAGCCUUGAACAAAUGCUCACCCAGGGCUUCAAGCACUUACAAGUAGUUAUCAAUUCAGGUGAUGGAUGAAUCUAAUGCUCUUUUCGAUUUCGCUGCGAUCUUAGCCUGUGCCACAGACGCAACUAUACUUCUGGUUACUAACUGGGGUUACAUUACGUCUGUAACGCAGGCUACAGCGACCUUAGUGAAUCUUACAUCAAUAUUACUGUUUUAAUUUCCCGUAACUUGCUUGUUUCAUCUUUAUUUUGGUAGAUAUUGCUAAUUUACGAAAGAAGUUUGAUGAAGACAAGAAGAGAAUCGCCGAAAUGAAGUCAGCGAGGAAAUUUAGACCAUACUGA